CCAUACAGUUAUACCUGUAAGUAUAUAGCAGGGCAGCUAUUUGUGAUUUAAUACUAAUAGGCACAGGGUGAUGAUGAUUCUGUAUUGGCUGACUUUCUACAUGCUGCAAAGCACUUUGUUCAGAAGAAUCGUCGGAUAGCCGACGAAGGACCACUCCAGGUUUAUCACGCAGGCUUAGUAUUUGCACCCGCAAUAAUCCGUAAUGAGUUCAAGCAAGACCUUCCUAGUUGGAUAUGCCAGUUGCCAGAAGUUAAGGAGAAUUGGACUGCAGAAUUUCAAACUCUUGAGGGCCAUUCAGGCUCAGUUCAGUCAGUGGCCUUUUCACCUGAUAUGCGGCUGCUGGCGUCCGGUUCCAAUGAUGAGACAAUCCGGCUCUGGGACCCGGCAACAGGUGCCCUACAGCAGACUCUCAAGGGUCAUUCAGGCUGGAUUAAUACGGUAGUCUUCUCACCUGAUGGCCGGCUGCUGGCGUCCGGCUCCGAUGAUAACACAGUGCGGCUCUGGGACCCAAUGACGGGUGCCCUACAAGAAACCUUGAGUAUUGAUGGAACUGUUACUGAACUUGAAUUUUCUAAAGAUGGUUCAUAUCUCACCACUAACCUAGGAUCAUUCAAGAUUCAAUCUAGAUGUGGCAAUCCUAUCUUCAAUUCACUCAAUAUGAAUCCAGAGGUAUCUAUACAGCGUGGUUAUUGGAUAGCUUUG
This is a messenger RNA of Aspergillus pseudotamarii, 702 nucleotides long. RefSeq lists its product as uncharacterized. NCBI's taxonomy places the organism in Eukaryota, Fungi, Ascomycota, Eurotiomycetes, Eurotiales, Aspergillaceae. The record is from RefSeq and is a predicted model, not a curated record. The coding region runs from base 203 to 442 and encodes 79 amino acids. The transcript has a single exon.